ACUAGUGCAGAUGAGGUGGAGGACAUGGAGGUGGAGACUAGUUUACCAUCUCCACCUCCACCUCCACAUGGGUCAACCGCUCCGGUUGCACCUCCUCAGCCCCAGACGCCUCCUCAGCCCCAAACGUCUCCUCAGCCCCAAACGCCUCCUCAGCCCCAAACGUCUCCUCAGCCCCAGACGCCUCCUCAGCCCCAAACGCCUCCUCAGCCCCAAACGCCUCCUCAGCCCCAGACGCCUCCUCAGCCCCAGACGCCUCCUCAGCCCCAGCCGUCUUCAUCCUCUCAGCAAAGUAAUGAGAUGGAGCUGACAUCAAUAAUGGCCAGACUCUGUCUCACAGAAACUGAUAUUAAAGCUCAACCUUCACCUCCGGAUGGGUCAACCGCUCCGGUUGUGUCUCCGCAGACGCCUCCUCAGCCCCAGACGCCGCCUCAGCCCCAGACGCCUCCUCAGCCCCAGACGCCUCCUCAGCCCCAGCCGUCUUCAUCCUCUCAGCAAAGUAAUGAGAUGGAGCUGACAUCAAAAAUGGCCAGACUCUGUUUCACAGAAACUGAUAUUAAAGCUCAACAUUCAUCUCCUCACGGGCUGUUGGCGGAGGUCACGCCACCUCAGGCCCAACUUUCACCUCCUCAGAGACAAGUGUCUCCUCCCGCCUCUCUUCCUAAACGUCGUGCUCCUAAGCGUCCGGCUCCUUCACAGGAUGAUCCGGAUGAGAUGGAGUCGACGCCAAAGAGGCCCAGGCUGUGCAACACCGAUAUUAAAGCUCAACAUUCAUCUCCUCACGGGCUGUUGGCGGAGGUCACGCCACCUCAGGCCCAACUUUCACCUCCUCAGAGACAAGUGUAUCCUCCCGCCUCACCUCCUCAGCGUCGUGCUGUCAAGCGUCCGGCGUCUUCACAGGAUGAUCCGGAUGAGAUGGAGCCGACGCUAAAGAGAAAGAGGCUAAAUGGGCUGUCGGCUGAGGUCACGCCGCCUCCGGCCCAGACACCAUCGUCCGCUCAGCAAAAUAAAGCAGACGCUGGGGAGGUCGAGUGCUCUUCUGUGUCUCAACCUUCACCUCCUCAGAGACAAGCGCCUCCUCCCGCCUCUCGUCGGCGUCUUUGGCGUCCGGCUCCGUCUUCACAGGAUGAGAUGGAGCCGACGCGAAAGAGGGCCAAACUUAACAGGCUGUCGGCUGAGGUCACGCCGCCUCCGGCCCAGACACCAUCAUCCACUCAGCAAAAUAAAGCAGACACUGCCGUGGCCGACUGUUCUUCAGUUUCUCAACCCUUAACUAAUAACAGUCGGCCAAUCCGGCAAGUGUCUCCUCCCGCCUCUCUUACUAAACGUCGUGCUCUUAAGCGUCUGGCUCCAUGCACUUCGCAGAAAGCAUCUGAAGGCAUGGUAUCAGACGCCAAGAGACCCAGACUUGAUGGGUUACUUUAAAAAAAAAAGAAGAAGAAGAAGAAGAGACCCAACUUCACCUCCUCAAACCCCACCCCUAUGAGCAGAAAAUAAAUAAAAAUAUUUUGAUAUUAAACAGAGUAGAGUAGUGGAAAAAAACAAAAAUGAGAAAGAUUGUUUGUGACGCAUUCAUUAUGUUCAUUUAUUGUGUCAAACUUAAAUGUAAUGCGAUUAUCAGCCGCAUCAAAUGAAAAGAGGAAAAAUCAUGAUCAGGUUUUACCAACAUUUCCAUCAUCCACUAGAAAGCACUUACAGCCAAACUUACUGUAAACCUAAUAAGACAAAGAACCAAGUUAGGUUGAAAUCACUGGGAGAGAAAGUUAACUUAGUCUAAAGUUUCUCUGUUCUCCUUUAACUCCUUUAGUAACACUAAACAGACAGAUCACAGAUGAGUUCAAACCACUAACUUAAAAUCAAUUCAAGGUCUUUACAUCUUCUAACAAUCUGAUUACGAGGUUAAAAGAUCAAAAAGGUUUUCAAACGUCUCUCUACAGCUUAUGACGUAUAAUAUAUGAGAGAUUUCUGACUGCAGCAAUAACUUAUAAAAAAACACUUAUUUUUAUUAUCAUAAGCAAACAUUGAAGUUUAUUGGUUAUGGCGUGGACGACUAAUGAAAACAUAAAUAAUUUCUGAAGAGUUUGUUUUGAAUAAACACAGUAAAUAAUGUUUUAUUUUAUAUCUAAAGGUGAAAACAUCUGUAAGAGAGAUCUGUAUAUGAGCUGUUAACUGUUAAUGUUUGUAUAUAGCACAUGAUUCACAUUGUUUUCUUUAUCACACUGCAUUCAGGGAUCUUGAUGGCCACAUAAAGGAGGUGACCUAUAAAUCAGCACAACAUUUUAUUCAUCUGUUUCAAAGGUAAGUUAUUUUUAUUACAAAUGUUACUUUAUAAAGUCACUGUUUUAUUAUUAUAAGUCAUUUGAAAUGAUAAACAUCCAGUGAUGCUCUGAAUGAACUGAGAUUUAUUCAUAAAAACAUGAACACACAACACACAGUGUUUCUGCUCAUCUCAUGUUAUUUUUGAGUAUUUAUAGAGUAAUAUUUCAUCCUGAAGAGUCUUUAGUUUG
Messenger RNA from Misgurnus anguillicaudatus (oriental weatherfish), 2504 nucleotides. The record is from RefSeq and is a predicted model, not a curated record. NCBI's taxonomy places the organism in Eukaryota, Metazoa, Chordata, Actinopteri, Cypriniformes, Cobitidae.